Effrenium voratum is the source of this 663-nucleotide messenger RNA. NCBI's taxonomy places the organism in Eukaryota, Dinophyceae, Suessiales, Symbiodiniaceae. The record is from the annotation of a GenBank genome assembly.
AUGAUGGUCAAAGUGGAGUACAAGAUAUGCAGCAACGAGUCCGAACUGUACUUCUUGGCUAUGAACUUCCGUCAGAACCUCCGUGUCGACCGCGACACCAUGGUCUUCACAACGCUGCAAAAAAUGUUCUCAGUGCUGAACUGCAAGACCAGGCUUGAAAAAACACAUGGCCCCCUGGGACUCUUUCCUGAAGAGUUAGUUGAAUCUUCUGCGACCCGCGCCUGUGACCUCAAGCUUUACUUGCCUUUAGGAACUGAGACCUUCCUUGCUCAGUACACGCCGCACUUCCGAGCAGCGAACGACGAGGAAAAAGUCUCCGACUCUUUCGUCGACACAGCGGUUACGCUCGGAAAGAGGGUCUUUUCGGACGAUCGCCUGCUGAACCUACUUCUGAAGGCAGACGAAGAACCCGGCAACCCGUUCGAUUCCUGGACGAAGCUGCAAACCAUAGUUUCCAAGUCCCGCACGCAAUCCAACUUGAGUUGGGUGAUGUUCGCAGUCUUCGAUGGAUUCAAGAACAAGCAUCUCCCCGCAGAGAUGUUGACCUACCGAGCCUUCGAUAAGCUGCUGAAUGGAAAGGGCACUGUUGAUGUCCUUCUUGGGUUGCUUAUCCUCCGAGACCAUCUCUUCACUGAGGUCGCCCAGUGGCUUGACAUCGGUUAA